Molecule: messenger RNA, 2665 nt
Organism: Aspergillus pseudonomiae
Lineage: Eukaryota; Fungi; Ascomycota; Eurotiomycetes; Eurotiales; Aspergillaceae
Product: dual-specificity mitogen-activated protein kinase kinase
Exons: 5
Coding region: 423-1943 (506 amino acids)
Biological process (GO): protein phosphorylation
Molecular function (GO): ATP binding; protein kinase activity
Source: RefSeq, a predicted model, not a curated record
UUUCUUCCCUUUUCUUUCUUCCUCCCUGGACUCCGACUACGGUCCUCCCACUACGACCACUUAUCUUACAUACUAAACGACCUUCUCUUCGUCCUGGAGUCGAGAUCUUUGUUGUCUCGCGUCUAAUCAAACAUUCGCUUGUUUGCUUUGGAUUUCAAUUCUCAUUAUUUAAGAACUUAAGCUUACAUUUCCCCUCCUCUUCCUCGCGCACUCGCUCUUCUGUCGCUCGAUCAACGAAAACCAACCCCUCUUAUCGCAGUCGCCUUGCCGCGUGUUCAGCCCCACGGUCGUUCUUCCGAGCGUCCAACUUCUCAUUAUACCAAUCAUCCUGUUACUUUCUCUCUCUCUAUCUCUUGACUCUUCAUUCUUUUUUAUUUUCUUUCAAGUUGUUCUUGCCCGGGGAGAGGCAAGACAAUCUCGCCAUGUCGACACCCGCGGUUCCCCUCCUCAAACCGCCCGUGCCGGGUAAUCGCAACAACAGCAAUGGUCCCCGACCCCCAAAGCUCACCUUGGGGAUUCCCCCGUCACCCAACGCUCGUCCCGUAACCGGUAACGGUAUACCGGCUCCGGCGCCCGUCCCAGCGCCCGCUCUAGCCCCCGAAGUGCCACAGCUCCAGCGCCCGUCCACCCGCCCGGCGCCCCCGCAACUGCGACUUGCGACCCCGAUGGGCAGCAGUAAGAAUAUCCAACAAGUCAAUGGUCGCCCAGCUCCCCCGCCUCUAGCCACCAGUGGGUUGAACGAACCGAACGGACACUCGCGGUCAGGUAGCUUCAACUAUUUGGAUGGAAAGGCUAGUGGCCCCGCAUCCGCUUCAUCAUCAAACUACUCGGCGUUGUCGUUCGCCAUGGGUCUUCGGCAACCACAGGGGAGCACUCCGGAUCCGUCUUCUGCCAUUAGUUCGGUUUACUCCGAUCGGGAAGGGGGUGUGCAGAUGGAGCGUGACAACAGCGUAAAUGGACUGGUUCCAGAUCUCGACAAGCUGAGCUUAGAAAAGGGCAGGCCACUGGACGUUGACGAUUUGGAUGAUGAAGGCUGGCUCGCGGCCAGUGAACAGAAGAAGAUCGUGGAGUUGGGCAGUCUGGGUGAGGGUGCAGGAGGUGCGGUCACUCGUUGCAAGCUCAAGGAAGGAAAGACCGUUUUCGCGUUGAAGAUUAUCACAACCGACCCCAACCCAGAUGUGAAGAAACAGAUUGUUCGGGAACUCAACUUCAACAAGGACUGUGCCUCAGAACAUAUCUGUCGGUAUUACGGUGCAUUCAUGGACAAGUCUACCGGCACAAUUUCGAUCGCGAUGGAGUUCUGUGAGGGGGGCAGUCUAGACAGUAUCUACAAAGAAGUAAAGAAACUAGGGGGUCGAACAGGAGAGAAAGUGCUGGGUAAGGUCGCAGAAGGCGUAUUGAACGGUUUAACGUAUCUGCACAGUAGAAAGAUUAUCCAUCGAGAUAUCAAACCGUCCAAUAUUCUCUUAUGCCGCAACGGACAGGUCAAGCUAUGUGAUUUCGGCGUUAGUGGAGAGUUCGGCACCAAGGGCGAUGCCAAUACGUUCAUCGGCACCUCCUAUUACAUGGCCCCCGAACGGAUCACUGGUCAAUCUUAUACGAUUACUUCGGACGUCUGGUCUCUGGGCGUAACGCUACUUGAAGUUGCCCAGCAUCGCUUCCCCUUCCCGGCCGAUGGAACCGAAAUGCAGCCCCGUGCUGGGUUAAUCGACCUCCUUACAUACAUCGUUCGCCAACCGAUUCCUAAGUUGAAGGAUGAGCCGGAUAACGGUAUUCGCUGGUCUGAUAGCUUCAAGUACUUUAUAGAAUGCUGCCUCGAGAAAGAGCCUCCACGAAGAGCGACUCCAUGGCGGAUGCUGGAUCAUCCUUGGAUGCUGGACAUGAAAAACAAAAAAGUCAACAUGGCGAACUUCGUGCGACAGGUGUGGGGUUGGGACAACUAGACUUUCUCCGCAGCAGCACUCAUUCCUUUGCAACAACCUCCCUCCAUGCAUCUAAUUGCUACUCUCCAUCAUAAUAUAUCGCAUCUUUACGGUCCCUUCUUACGCUUACCAGUGGCUGGCCGUUGGUUGACCAGGUUGUCAAAAGCAUACGAUUUGUGAUUAUGACGACGCUCAUUUACCGCAUUGCAACGUCUACCGUUACUGGACUCAUGGAGUUGGGAUUUAUUUUUACCUGAUCAUGCAUGUCUUUCUUUUAUUUUGCUGAUCCAUGUAUCACGGGCAGUUGUAUCCGCCCUCGUAACCUCGAUUUUGUCGCCAGCCGAGGUCUUUGCACAAAACCUGCCAGCGGUCAGCGGCGCUGACGCUUCCCGGUUUCAUCCCUUGUUUUCUUGCUGCUUCCCUUGCGACACGAAUGGGAGAAGUUGUUAUUUAGGUGUUUUGUCUUUAUUUUCAUACCAUCUCAUAUUUUCUCCGGGCCUCAUCUCUUCUUCAGCACAUACAUAUUGUAUAGGCUUGUCAUUGGUUUUGUUUUGAUUCUGUCAUCCAAGAGCAUAGCAACUGUGAGAUGGACACAAUCCUCUGUAUAUCGGCAGAUUAUAAUCCAUACAGGAAGUCGCGCAGAAUAUCAUCAACAGCAUUUUUGUCGUAACUGUUCCAUCUCAUUCAUUAGAUCCUUCGCCGAUUAUUCUAUGUGGCCAAAGUAAUCAGGCAACUAACAAGGU